ACUAUUAUGUUCACCCCGGGACGAAAUUUCGAGUAUAUAUAAAUGCAUACACACACAGCUAAGCUAACCCUUGGGGCUGGUAGUGUUUGUUUCAUUUGGUUGUUUAAAGUUGCAGAGGCCGAGGAGGUAAAUGGUAACAGAAAUGGAACAUUUGGAAAAUUUGCCAAAUCAGGGAAGCGAAAGGUGUUUGCAGGCAGCAGAGUUUUGAGGGUAGUUUUCAUCAUCUCAUCACUCUACUCCCAGAUUAUUCGCUUCCCUAAUUUGGACGAUUUUACUUGCGUUCCUUCAUCACCCCUCUCAAGUUUCUCAUCGAAAAUCAGUGGAGAGAACCUGGAAAUAUACUUUCACCUCUGCAAAAGUUUUCGAGCUUCAAACAGAUUAUCGAAAGCUUGAUUGGGUUAGAAACUUAUCGGAGUUAUAUCAUACUAUCCAUCAGUUCUAUCAGUACUUUCAAAUGUUUUAAUUUUGGUUAUAAUGACAUGUAUAGGUUAUUUUGGAUAAAUGUUGCCCUAUAUGUGUUUUGUUGAGAUAAGCCACUUAUUUGAUUUGUGUUUUGGUAUUUUGGUAUGUGCAUAAUUUUCCUUAUAAUGUUGAUGUGUGGAAUGAUUUGUGGUUGAAUGAUGAAAGGUAAAAUAGUAGUUGAAUAUGCAUAUGAGGUAUGUUUUAUAACUUGGUGUGAUUUGAUACUAUGCUAUAGUAAUGUAUAUGUAUUUGAUGUUAUUGAAUAAGUGAUACAAUUGGUACCAAAAUUGGUACCAAAUGUUAAGUUUUGGUAAAUGAUUUACAUAUUGUGUGUUAAUGCAAUUAUACAUAAAAGUUGGUUGCUUUAUUGGUUACAUGGAUAUUAAACAUGUUUAUAAUUGUCAUUUGAGGUGCCUAAGGGCGUAUUGGUUGUAUUUGAAUAUACUAUAUGUUUAAGACUUGACUUUGCUUGUUUUGGAUUGCAUAA
This is a messenger RNA of Gossypium raimondii (Peruvian cotton), 949 nucleotides long. RefSeq lists its product as uncharacterized. The record is from RefSeq and is a predicted model, not a curated record. The transcript is spliced from 2 exons. The coding region runs from base 43 to 393 and encodes 116 amino acids. NCBI's taxonomy places the organism in Eukaryota, Viridiplantae, Streptophyta, Magnoliopsida, Malvales, Malvaceae.